Acytostelium subglobosum LB1 is the source of this 1191-nucleotide messenger RNA. RefSeq lists its product as hypothetical. Lineage: Eukaryota; Evosea; Eumycetozoa; Acytosteliales; Acytosteliaceae. The coding region runs from base 1 to 1191 and encodes 396 amino acids. Gene Ontology annotation, cellular component: nucleus; chromatin. Gene Ontology annotation, biological process: mitotic sister chromatid cohesion. The record is from RefSeq and is a predicted model, not a curated record. Gene Ontology annotation, molecular function: protein-lysine-acetyltransferase activity. The transcript has 2 exons.
AUGUCUUUAUUAACUGAAUCACCUACAAAGACAAAGAUACUUGGGUUCAAACGAUCAUUGUCUGAUGUUGUGUGCAAGAACGAUGAUGAUGGACUGGCAUUUGGAGCUGGAGGUGGACUGAUCGUUCAAAUGGAUAGUAGCUUCUCAACACACCAUCAACAACAGCAACAACAGCAGCAGUCAACAACAAAGAAACAUAAAGUGGCCACAACACCUGCAGGAUCAAAACUAAUCGAGUCACUGUCAUUGUCACCUUCAAAGUCGUCACAUUUGCGCAAACGCCUCACCACGCCAACACCGGUCAAGAGUACUGGAUGGACGACCGAGUGGGACUGGAAGCAAUCAUCACUCACUGCAUUCUCAAACUCACCACUCAAGUUCUUCGAGACCAAGGUGGCCGGCUACACCACCCCCAGCAAGACCAACAAGGCAGCGGCCGCCAAGAAGAAGCCACUGUUUGAUGGCGGCAUCGACCUGGAACAGACAUUCAUCGCGGUUGGCAAGAAGCUCGUCGAGCAGACUAUAUGUCCCAAAUGUCGCAUGUUGUACAGUGUUGGUAGCAAGGAGGAUGAGCAGACACAUAAGAAGCACUGCACAGAGAGUGGACAAUCACCCAAGAUCAUCAUCAAGAACUGGCGAUCGAUUGGCAAGAUAUUGAACUCAUUUCCCAAUGAUGAGGGCAUCAUAUCCAUCGUGCCUGGUGAAGAGGACAAUGCUGUGUUGAAGUCCAAGCUCGAGUCAAUCAUCAAGAUGGUCAACUACGAGCUUGGCUACGUCGAGCCGUCCAAGAAUGAAGUGGAGCCAGACAACGAAGAGAAGUUCUUCAUGUAUAUGAACGCAGAGGGUAGGGUUGUUGGAUUUGUCGCAGCAGAGAGACAGAGUGUGGCGCAUAGGAUCAAAGAGAAUGAUGAUAAGGACGACACGACCAUUCAAUGUGAGGAUCAGUUUGUGCAAGUCAAAUGUGGAGUGAAUCGCGUAUGGACACUAAACAGUGUGCAACGACAAGGUAUCGCCACCAAACUACUUGACAGUGUUCGUCGCAACAUGUUCUAUCGUUGUCAACUUGACAAGAACCAACUUGCCGUCACCACUCCCUCUCUCUCUGGUCGCGUCUUCUUCUCUCACUACUUCCAAACCCAACACUAUCCACUGUACAGAACACAACAAAUUCAUCAUAAUACCGAUGGAUAG